AUGUGUUGCACUUUAGCUUCGACGACUAAAAGGCUCAAGCAGCACAUGCUGUACCAUACCACUUUGCUCAUAGCUAAAUUGGAUCCCAUCAAAUAUAUCUUCGAGAAGCCUUCACUAUCAGAAAGAAUUGUAAGAUGGCAAGUGUUGCUUUUUAAAUAUAACAUAGCAUAUGUAAGUCAAAAAGCAAUCAAAGAAAGUGUCAUUACUGAAUUCUUGGUAGAUAGGGCCACUAAAGAUUAUGAGCCCAUGAAGUUUGAUUUCCUAUAUAAGAAAUUAAUGGCCAUCUUAGAAUCAGAAGAAGAUGAUGAUGAAGAAAAAACAAGGCGGAUGUAUUUUAAUGGGGCUGCUAAUGCCAUGGGGCAUGAAAUUGAAGUAGUUUUGAUAUCUUCAAUGAAGCACUAUUAUCUUGUUACAGCAAGAUUAAAUUUCAACUGCACUAAUAAUGUUGUUGAAUAUGAAGCUUGUGUCAUUGGGCUACACAUAGCUUUGGAUAGUAAAGGUGUUUAG
This is a messenger RNA of Durio zibethinus, 507 nucleotides long. The record is from RefSeq and is a predicted model, not a curated record. Lineage: Eukaryota; Viridiplantae; Streptophyta; Magnoliopsida; Malvales; Malvaceae.